Uloborus diversus is the source of this 6480-nucleotide messenger RNA. Its product is annotated as E3 ubiquitin-protein ligase HERC2-like. Bases 133 to 6306 code for a protein of 2057 amino acids. The transcript is spliced from 37 exons. The record is from RefSeq and is a predicted model, not a curated record. Gene Ontology annotation, molecular function: ubiquitin-protein transferase activity. Lineage: Eukaryota; Metazoa; Arthropoda; Arachnida; Araneae; Uloboridae.
UCCUACAAUGAGAAUCUACUGUGCCUGGGAUGUCACAAAAAAGCUUCACGUAUUCAAAAACCUAUAUACAGAUGUAGAAUCUGCCGCAAUUUCAUAUUUUGUGCAAAAUGCUACAACUAUGGCCAUGUUCAUAUGCAUCCAAUGUAUUGUGCUAAAGAAUUAGAUUCAUGUCAUACAAAGUCAAAUACAGGUUUCAUUCACGAUUGGAAAAAGUGUGUUAAGUCUGUAUGUGUAUCUUCAAGGUUAGAUCUUGCUUACAGACUGACCGAUGGAUCAAAUGAAUGUUGGCAAAGUAAUGGGUCUCAAGGAAAGCAUUGGAUACGCUUAGAAAUGCAACCAGACAUUUUAAUUCAUCAUUUACAUAUGGCAGUUGAUCCUUCUGUAUCAAGUUGCAUGCCUUCUCUAGUAGUUGUGAGUGGUGGUCCAUCAUUAUCAACUUUGAAGAAUUUGCGAACUAUUGAGCUUGAUCCUAAUGAUUCUGUUGUGCAACUUCUUUGUGAACAAACUGAGUUUUAUCAUUAUAUUGAGAUCGCUAUAAAGAAGUGCCUAAGUGAUGGCAUUAACUGCAAAAUUCAUGGCUUAAAUGUUGUUGGUCGGCGUAAAGUUGAUGCAGAAAAAAGGGCCAGAUUUACCUACUUAGCUUCAGAUAUUGAUGUAGAAUAUCGUAGUGAAGCAUCUUACAACUCAAAAACCAAUAACAAUGAGCUUCAGAAAGACCUUGAAACAAAAGUGUAUGUGUGGGGCUUAAAUGAUAAAGACCAGUUAGGUGGAUUACGAGGGUCUAAGGUGAAACUGCCUGCUUUUUCAGAAAAUCUGUCAGUUUUGAAACCUGUGGCAAUAUCCGGAGGAUCAAAAAGUUUAUUUAUAAUUUCACAAGACGGCAAGGUAUUUGCAUGUGGGGAAGGAACUAAUGGCAGACUUGGCUUGGGGCAUUCCAAUAAUGUUUCUGUUCCUCGACAGAUGACAUCUCUUUGCCAUUUUGUUGUACGAAAAGUUGCUGUCCAUUCAGGCGGUCGUCAUGCUUUAGUGCUUACCGCAGAUGGCAAAGUAUUUUCUUUUGGUGAGGGAGAUGAUGGAAAACUGGGUCAUGGAAAUAAAGUGAGUUAUGAAAGACCGCAACUCAUUUUGGCUCUGAAAUCAAAACGAAUUCGUGAUGUAGCAUGUGGUAGUGCUCAUAGUGCUGCUAUAAGUUCGUGUGGAGAACUUUUUACCUGGGGCCUUGGAGAUAAUGGACGAUUAGGUCAUGGUGAUUUAAUAACUCAAACUGUUCCAAAAAUGGUUGAAGGACUUUCUGAAAAGAGAGUUAAGCAAGUUUCUUGUGGAAAUAGAGAUGCUCAGACUUUAGCUCUUACUGAAGAUGAGAUGGUAUAUUCUUGGGGGGAUGGUGAUUUCGGAAAGUUAGGGCGUGGUGGUUCUGAUGGUUGUAGAAAACCAGAAAAUAUUGAAUCUCUUAAUUCAAUGGGUGUUGUUCAAGUUGAAUGUGGUGCUCAGUUCUCUUUAGCGCUAACUUCAUCUGGUCAAGUAUGGACUUGGGGAAAAGGAGAUUAUUUUCGAUUAGGUCAUGGUGAUGAAAAUCAUGUUAGAAGACCCCGUCUUGUUGAGAGUUUAAGAAAUAAAAAAAUAGUCCAUGUGGCUGUUGGAGCAUUACAUUGUUUAGCUGUUUCUGAUAAUGGCCAGGUGUUUGCUUGGGGAGACAAUGAUCAUGGCCAACAAGCUAAUGGAACAACAACUCGUAAUUGUAAACCAACUCUUGUUCAGGGUCUAGAUGAUGUUAAAAUUACACGUGUUGCUUGUGGAUCAUCGCACAGUGUUGCAUGGACAACUGUCAAAGUUGAGAGCAAUAAAAGACAUGAUCCAGUGCUUUUUCAAAUUCGUCGUGACCCACUUGGAAAGAAUGAUUCUACUUUGCAAUAUGAGGUAGAUUCUGCCAAUAACAGCAAUGUUCUUGCUUCCAAUUUUCCUCAAGUUCCAAGACCAACUUUAACAAAAGUUGUCAUGUCAUUAAACUCGGAUAAUGAAAGACAGCAAGCUCUACAAAGCAUUAUUCAUGCAAUGCAGAUUCAUCUAGCAAGAAAGGCAGUUGUCUCUGUAUUUUUGCCUCAUUCUGAAUUACCAGAAGCUGAAACCAAUCAAGAAAAAUCUAGUCCUGUAAAAUCAGAUGUUGCAUCAUUAUUUCCAGAAAUAAUGAAAACAAGUUUUUCUAAUAGCUUGAAAUCUGCUACAAAUCUCUCCAAAAAAGGGACUCCUAGUGAAGAUGAAAACUGUCCAUCCAAAGAUUUUUUCUUCAUAAACUCCUUGUCAAACUCAGGAAGUCUUUCUUCCAAAGUUUCUCCUACUGCAGCAAGUGUCUUAGCUGCAACAUUUUCCUCUUGUGAGCAGGUCUGCUCAGAAGCUACUGAGCCAGAUUCAGAUGUGGAUGAGUUUAUUGGUUGUUUGGCUCCAUAUGAUGCUCAAGUUUUUGUUGAUCUCCUAAAAUUGGCUGUUGCAGGCAGAAUGAGUGAGAAAGCAAAAGAUAUUAUAUCGACAGUUUUGCUAAAUAUGAGUAGAAUCAAUCCAGAAGUUGCAAAAAUGAUCCUUGAACUUUGUGUCACGGAACUAGAAGAUGUUGCUGCUGACGUUUCUUCUAGACGAAACAUACCAUUGCCUGUUAUUCAAGAGACUCCCCAUCCUUAUCCUGAUAAUGCUAAUUUAAGUGAUUUUGUACGAAUACCAGGUGCUGUUUACCUAAGGGUAGAAUUUGAUCGUCAGUGUUCAACAGAAAGAAGACAUGACCCAUUGACUAUUUUAGAUGGCUCAGGGAGAAUUGUUGCCAUUAGAUCAGGCAGAGAAUGGCAUGAAUGGUCAUCUGAUCUUUAUAUAACUGGAAAUGAAUUGAGAUGGAAAUUUGUUAGUGAUAAUUCUGUGAAUGGCUGGGGUUGGAAGUUUACAGUUUAUCCAUUUAUGCCACAAUGUCCUGACAAAGAGUUAUCAGACAGAUCUGUUUUAUCUGGUCCAUCAAUUGAGCUUGUUAUGUCCCUUCUUGAAAAACAAAUUAAUUUUUCUCAUGAUGUAAAAGCAUUAUCUCAACUUGCAACAGCACUGGCAUCUUGUGCUCAGAAUGGAUCACUUGGUCCUGUUUAUAGAAUGUGGGCAUUAAAUAAACUUCGGCAAUUAAAUUCCCCUGUACUUAAAGAUGAAUUAAGAAUUACUGGUGUGACUGCAGACUCUCCAAGUAUUAGUUUACCUUCUGAAACACAGCCUGUUUCGGGUUCUGCUCUGUUUAAUUUAAUAAGAGACCUUCCUUGGACUCUUCUGCGUCAGUAUGAAUAUGAAGAUGCUGUUCUCAGAGCUGGCAAGCACCUUAUGCACAGUGAUUUUUUUAAGGUCUUGGUAGCAUUAGCUUGUGAUCUUGGAAUUGAUAGCUUACCAUCUUGUAAUGAGAGUCAUAAGUGGCUAUGGUUCAAAAGAUAUUGUAUUGCAUCUCGAGUUUCUGCAUCUUUAAUUCAAAGAACUCCUCUUCCAUUUGCAUUUUGUAAAACAAUCCAAGCAAAGAUUUGGGAAAUGUGCUCAGAAGAUGAAAAAGUUACAGAUGAACAUGAAAAUCAUAAUCUAUUUAAACAAGAGCAUGAUGAACAACUCAUUUUAUGGAUAAAUAGGAAACCUGAGGAAUGGGCUGUCUCCUGGGCUGGAAGUGGAACAAUAUAUGGAUGGGGUCAUAACCAUAGAGGUCAGCUUGGGGGUGUGGAAGGAGCUAAAGUAAAACUGCCUAGUCCGUGUGAAGCUAUUACUAAUUUGAGACCCUUGCAAGUUGUUGGAGGCGAACAAACUUUAUUCAUUGUGACUUCAGAUAUGAAGGUAUUUGCAACUGGGUAUGGUGCAGGUGGUCGCCUAGGAAUUGGAGGAUGUGAUUCUGUUUCAACUCCCACAAUGAUAGAAAGUAUUCAAGACAUUGCAAUAAAAAAAGUUGCUGUAAAUUCUGGCGGAAAACAUUGUUUAGCUCUUACUAUUCAUGGAGAUGUUUAUUCUUGGGGAGAAGGAGACGACGGAAAACUUGGUCAUGGCUCAAAAAGCUCAUGUGACAAACCCAAACGAAUUGAAAGCAUUAAGGACCUUGAGGUUGUGGACAUUGCAUGUGGAGGAGCUCAUAGUGCUUGUAUUACAUCAUCUGGAGAGCUCUACACUUGGGGUAAAGGCCGAUAUGGGCGUUUAGGACAUGGGGAUAGUGAAGAUCAACUGAAGCCAAAACGAGUAGAACUGCUGGUUAAUUAUAAUGUCACUGAUGUUGCAUGUGGCUCAGGUGAUGCACAGACAUUGUGCAUUACUGAUGAUGACUGUGUAUGGUCCUUUGGCGAUGGAGACUAUGGCAAACUUGGCCGAGGCGGUAGUGAUGGAUGUAAAAUCCCUGUGAAAAUUGAUACUCUUACUGGUGUUGGUGUCAUGAAAGUAGAAUGUGGAUCUCAAUUUUCUGUUGCUUUAACAAAAUCAGGAAGUGUUUAUACCUGGGGCAAAGGAGAUUAUCAUCGGUUAGGGCAUGGAACUGAUGAUCAUGUUCGAAGACCGAGAAAAGUGUCUGCUCUUCACAACAAACGAGUCAUUUCUAUUGCUGUGGGGUCUUUGCAUUGUGUUGUGUGUACAGAUUCAGGUGAAGUGUACACAUGGGGAGACAACAAUGAGGGUCAACUUGGUGAUGGCUCAACUAGUGCAAUUCAGAGACCAAAACUUGUACCGGCUCUUACAGGAAAAAAAAUUAACAAAGUUGCUUGCGGAUCAGCUCACACUGUUGCAUGGUCUACAUGUAAAACAAGCCAUACAGGAAGAAUGCCAACGGCUAUACCUUUGGAAUAUGAUCAUUUAAAAGACAUCAGUAUACCUGUUUUGCGCAAUCGUUACUGUUUACUUUAUCACUUUUCUGAAAUAUUUUGUUCUUCAAUAUCUAUGUUUGAUCUUGAUGAUGACAAUUUGAGAGGUCUUUUAGUAUCAUCAGGAAAGGAAGCAGCAUUCCGAAAGGUACUGCAAGCAACAAUGAUUAGAGACAGACAACAUGGACCAGUCAUUGAGCUUAACCGAAUGCAAGUGAAGAAGUCAAGAUCAAAAGGUGGUCUUGCUGGAGCAGAUGGUGCAAAAUCAGUUUUUGGGCAAAUGGUAUCGAAUAUGAGUAGUAUUUCACAAGACAGCUUGCGUUUGCCUCAUCGAGUAUGGAAAGUGAAAUUUGUUGGUGAAUCUGUUGAUGACUGUGGUGGUGGUUAUAGUGAAUCAAUUGCUGAAAUGUGCGAUGAACUUCAGAACGGAUCUCUUCCACUUCUCAUUCAAACACCAAAUGGGCGUGAUGAUACUGGUACUAGUAAGGAUUGCUUUCUGCUCAAUCCAACAGCCAAAUCUACUCUUCAUAUGGAUAUGUUCCGAUUUCUAGGUAUGUUGAUGGGUAUUGCUAUGAGAACUGGGAGUCCUUUAAGUUUGAAUUUGGCUGAACCAGUGUGGAAGCAGCUUACAGGAAUGGCUCUCACUUCAGCAGACUUGACUGAAGUUGACAAAGAUUAUGUCCCUGGUCUAGUCAGUAUUAGGUACAUGGAACCUGAAAAUAUAAAAAAAAUUGAUUUACCAUUCAGUACUCAUAACUCAGUUGGUUCCGAAGUUCCUCUCAGUUCCAAGUAUUCUUACAUCACACCAGAAAAUCGUCUUGAGUAUAUAAGACUUGCUUUGAAUUACAGAUUACACGAAUUCGACGAGCAAGUUGCUGCUGUUAGGGAUGGAAUGUCUAAAGUUGUUCCUGUGCCACUUUUAUCCCUAUUUACUGGAAGUGAACUAGAGACUAUGGUGUGUGGAAGUCCUGAAAUUCCUAUUCAGUUGCUGAAAGCUGUAGCUACUUAUAAGGGAAUUGAGCCUGAUGCACCUUUAGUCACAUGGUUUUGGGAAGUAAUGGAAGAGUUUAACAACACAGAAAGAUCAUUAUUCUUAAGAUUCGUAUGGGGUAGGACAAGACUUCCUCGUACCAUUGCUGACUUCAGAGGGAGAGACUUUGUACUACAGGUUAUGGAAAAGUACAAUCCCCCAGAUCAUUUCUUGCCAGAAAGUUACACCUGUUUCUUCUUGCUGAAAAUGCCAAAAUAUUCUUGUAAAUUUGUAUUAAGAGAAAAGUUAAAAUGUGCCAUACAUUUCUGCAAAUCCAUUGACACAGAUGAUUAUGCUCGAGUUGCUCUUGUUCAGUCUGAUCAAGAGCAUGGCUUAGGCUCUAGUCCAUACAUAGACAUAAGUGACAGUGAUGAUGAUAUGGAAAGUGGAGGAUCUGAUGACCCUAUUGCAGACUCUGUUUCUCUGACUUCUCAAUAGUAUGGAGCAAAGACGAAUAAAUUAAAAUUGCAAUUUAAAAAAUCAAUAUCAAUUUCUUAUUAAUUAUGAAGAGCAGUCAUGUGUGCAUUGUUCAUUCUAGAAUGACAGUCAUUUUGAAUUUCUGUGAUAUAUGAAUAUUCCUAAUCAUAUAAAGUUAGAUUUAUUAUAUGCAAA